This is a messenger RNA of Sinocyclocheilus grahami, 528 nucleotides long. Its product is annotated as acid sphingomyelinase-like phosphodiesterase 3b. The transcript is spliced from 3 exons. Gene Ontology annotation, molecular function: acid sphingomyelin phosphodiesterase activity. Bases 1 to 507 code for a protein of 168 amino acids. NCBI's taxonomy places the organism in Eukaryota, Metazoa, Chordata, Actinopteri, Cypriniformes, Cyprinidae. The record is from RefSeq and is a predicted model, not a curated record. Gene Ontology annotation, biological process: ceramide biosynthetic process; sphingomyelin catabolic process. Gene Ontology annotation, cellular component: lysosome.
AUGAAGCGUCCAGUGUUCGGGGUCUGCGCUGUUUUCACAGUCUGGACUUUGUUUUCGGCGCCGUCGGGUUCCUCAUACCCUCUUGAAGUAGGAACAGAAUCGGCCAAGCUGAGUUUCGUGGAGGAGUUCGGUCGGGUUGAGCUCGGGUUCAGCUGGCGCAACAUGUCCUGCGCGGUGUGUAAAGCGCUCUUCGCCACGGUUGACAUCGCGCUGCUGGUGAGACAAACCUCUGAUCUAAGCAAAGCUCUGUCUGUCUCCGCUGGUCUCUCUCAGGUCCACAUCAUCGGUCACAUCCCCCCGGGACUCUGCCUGAGCAGCUGGAGUUGGAAUUACUAUCAUAUAGUGAACAGAUAUGAAAGCACCAUAACUGGUCAGUUUUUCGGACACACUCAUGUCGAUGAAUUUCAGAUGUUCUAUGAUGAAGAUACAUUGACACGUCCACUAAGUGUGGCUUUCAUUGCCCCAAGUGUGACCACUUACGUCAACCUGAACCCAGGUACUCACUAAACCAUAAUAGUUGAUAUAUAU